AUGCCUACGCUUCGCUUGCAGAGUACGUCCAGCUUGCCGGAAUUCUACCGUGCAGCCGUCCCCGCGCCGACUUUUGCCUGGCGCGCGUACCGAAGUUGCGCGUCUAUUUUGCAGGAUCUAUCGCGGUCGCAGUCAGACCCAUCCGACCGAACACUGCUCCACGGGAAUGCUGCGCGUUUGUACGUGUUCGCGGGACGUGGUCCUCUGUCAAGCCCACCGCCCUACGGCGUCGUAGUCGUAAAGGCGCACGCGCACGCAGAAGAAUCCACGCGAACUCUACAGAGGCGCGUACAGCGGAUCUUCUAA
Rangifer tarandus platyrhynchus (Svalbard reindeer) is the source of this 306-nucleotide messenger RNA. The record is from the annotation of a GenBank genome assembly. NCBI's taxonomy places the organism in Eukaryota, Metazoa, Chordata, Mammalia, Artiodactyla, Cervidae.